Molecule: messenger RNA, 858 nt
Organism: Arachis stenosperma
Lineage: Eukaryota; Viridiplantae; Streptophyta; Magnoliopsida; Fabales; Fabaceae
Exons: 1
Coding region: 1-858 (285 amino acids)
Molecular function (GO): nucleic acid binding; zinc ion binding
Source: RefSeq, a predicted model, not a curated record
AUGUCGUCUCGUGGAUCCGAACGAGGUAUACGGAGAGAAAAUCCCGAGGUUGAACCAGUGCAAGGACGUCGAGGUGGAAACCCUAGUGCUAGUACGAGUAACAUAAGUCGAUACUAUAAGUCAAUGACCCUUACUGAUUUCCUCAAGAAUGGUCCACCUCGGUUUAACGGAAAUGCUAAUGCCCUGGAGGCUGAUCAGUGGUUUCGAGAAGUAGAGAGGUUUUUGUACACUCAGCACAUUCCUGAAGUACAAUCAGUGGAGAUAGUGACUCAUAUGUUGGAGGGAGAUGCUCAGAAUUGGUGGCAAGAGUUGUGUCAUAACUUGCAGGUGGAGUUAACGGAUGUCCCUUGGCAUAGAUUCAAGACAGAGUUUUACGGGAAAUAUUUCUUGCAUGUGUUUCGCAUUGCAAAAGAAUUGGAGUUAAUGCAGCUGAAGCAAAAGGAUAUGUCUGUCGCUGACUAUACCCGUGAAUUCGACAAUCUGUGCCGUUUCUCAAAAACUUGUCAAGGAAAUCCAGCCGAUUAUGAGGAAUGGAAGUGUGCUCAGUAUGAGAAAGGACUAAGGAGAGAUAUCUUUAAUUACGUGUAUCCACAAAAGCUAACAAAUUUCACUGAGUUGGUUAAGAAGAGCCAGCUCGCUGAGGAUUGCUCCAUGAAGUGGACACUGCUACAGGAAGGCUUUGGUGAGACCACUCCAGAAGAGCCGCGCAGGUACGGACUGGGAAUGUGUUUUCGAUGUGGAGCACCGGGACAUAUGUCUAGGGAUUGUUCGCGUGGGAGAGCCGCAGAUACGGGUUGGCCACGACAGGAUCGAGGUAAGUAUGAUACCAAAUGCGUAGAAAGGAUUUGUUCUGUAUAG